CAGCAACCGAGAUAAACAACUUCUAAAUUCACCACUUCUGGAGAUUUUUGGGCUUUACAAAAGUGUGAAUUAACGCUAUUUUCGUUGAAAAAUCAGAAUGGCGAGAAAGAAGGCUGAGAUUGCCCUCCAACAGGAGUUGGAGACACAGGAGGAAUGGGAGGAGUAUCUGGCCAAGGAGGGCCUGUCGGUCAUAGACAUUUAUCAGGAAUGGGCGGGUCCCUGCAAGUCAAUGGUCAGCAUCCUCAAGAGGCUGAAGAACGAACUCGGGGAUGAUUUACUCAGAUUUGCUGUGGCCAAGACUGACUCCAUUGAUGCUCUGGAGCGCUAUCGUGGGAAGUGUCAACCGUGUUUCAUGUUGUAUGCAGGCGGAUGUUUGGUUGCUAUCAUCCGAGGGGCCAACUCUCCACUUCUGCUGCGAACGAUCACAGAGCAGCUGGCUCAUGAACACAAAGUCAUCGACGGAGCUGCCGAAAGGAAAGAGAUCAAAGAUCCGCUACUCGCAGACUUGGAGAAGGAGAAGGCUGCUCUUGAUGAGGAGGAGAAUGAAAAGGGGGAAGAAAUCGAGCAAGAAGUGACCGUCUGUAUCAUCAAGCCAGAUGCCAUCGCUGCUGGCAAGAAAGAUGAAAUCUUGGAACAGCUGGCAGAACGCGGCAUCGAGGUUCUCACAGACGAGGAGAGACUACUCACAGAGGAAGAGGUGAAGGAAUUCUAUGCCUCGCAUGCUGAAGAGGACUACUUUGAAGACCUUGUCAAGUUCAUGUCGAGUGGUCCAAGUCACGUGCUAGUCUUAUCAAAGGGAGAUGCAGGUAUCAUAGAUGAGUUCCGAGAUCUCCUCGGACCGAAAGAUGUAGAUGAGGCCAAGGAAGUCGCGCCGGACAGUUUGCGUGCCAAAUAUGGGUCCGAAAAACUCACAAAUGCUUUGCACGCCAGUGACUCACAGGACAGAGCUCAUGCGGAGCUUGCAUUCUUCUUCCCCAACUUUUCCAAGCCGACAAGAACGGUGGUCAAACCUACAAAGGAGAAAAAGAAGAAAGGAAAGAAGCAGAAGGCACCGAAGAUUGAACGGACACUUGCACUUAUCAGACCUGAUGCUGUUGCUAAUCACAAAGAGGAAAUUCUUGCCAAGGUUAAAGAAGCAGGAUUCGAAGUUGCUCUCCAGAAAGAGGUGCAGCUCACAAAGGAGCAGGCGGAGGAGUUUUACAAAGAACACAGGGGCGAGGAAUAUUUCGAAGAGCUCACGACGAAGAUGUCAUGCGGGCCGUUACUUGCUCUCGGUCUUGCUCGAGCUGAGGCUGUGACUUCUUGGAGAGAUAUGUUAGGACCGAAAGAAGUACCAGUCGCAAAGACAGAGGCGCCAGAAAGUUUACGAGCGCAGUAUUCAGUAGAUGAAGACUUAAUCAAUCCACUCCAUGGGUCAGACUCGGCAACGAAAGCAGAAGAAGAAUUAGAGUUCUUCUUCCCUGUGCAGCAGACGAUGGCUGUCGUCAAACCAGAUGCAUAUCAGACUAAAGAGGAUAUUAUGAACAAGAUUCGCGAAGCCGGUUUCCGAAUUGCAGCACGACAAGAAACGGAACUAAAUAACGAAAUCGUAGAAGCUUUAUAUUCAGAACACAAGGACAAGGACUAUUUCAAUGACUUAUCAGAUCACAUGACAAGUGGUCCGACGUUAUUCAUGGUUCUAUCGCGACACGACGCCGUUGAGGGCUGGCGGUCGAUGAUGGGAAAUACAGAUCCCGAAAAGGCAAAGGAAGAGAACCCAGAAAGUAUUCGUGCUGCCUUUGGCAAAGACAUUAAAUCCAAUGCCGUGCACGGUGCUUCGACGGAAGAUGAAGCAAAGGCUGAAGUCAAACUUAUAUUUGGUGAAAUAGAAUUCAACAAAGACGGUACUGUAAAAGGUGAAGAAACUGGUUUAGAAAAUGAAACGAUGGAAGAGGAAGCUGAAGAUGAAGAUGAGGAUGAUGAGGAAGAAGAAGAUGAAGACAAAGCAUCAGGUGAUGAAGGUGGUGCCGAGGCUGGUGAAGAGGCGAAGGAAGAGGCAGCUGAACAAGAAGAAGGUGGCGAACAGGGAGAAGAACGACCGGCAUCUUCAGCGAGCGCCAAAGGUGACGAAUCCGCUGUCGAAGGUGAAGAACAAAAAGAAAGUGAAGAAGGAGCAGAACGGCCGUCAUCGCAAGCCAGCCAAAAAGCUGAUGAGGAGCAGAAAGCCGAAGGUGAAGGGGAGGAGGGCCAGCAGCAAGAGGGUGAUGAGUCACCCAAACAAGAGGGCGAGGAAUCACCCAAACUUGAGGGUGAUGAGUCACCCAAACAGGAAGGUGAAGAAUCACCCAAACAGGAUGGUGAAGAAGAAGAAAAAGAAAAAGGAGAUGAACAGGAGAAAGAUGCUAAGGGUGAGGACGGAGAGCAUCAGGCAGAACAAGAGGGUGAAACAGGAGAAUCUGCUGCUAAGUCAAGGCCUCAAACAGGUGAAGACAAAGAGCGGGCGAGAUCUGGUAAAAAAUCCCCUGAAGGUGACAAGGAAUCGCACGAGGGUGGUAAAAAGUCGCCCGAAGGUGGUAAAAAGUCACCCGACGGUGGUAAAAAGUCACCCGAAGGUGGUAAAAAGUCACCUGAAGGUGGUGAGGAAGAUGGCAAAAAGUCACCAGAAGAUGGCCAAAAAUCACCUGAUGCUGGCAAGAAAUCUCCCCAAGGUGACAAGCCAGCCUCUCCUGGGAAGGCUGGUUCAAGGCCUACCACAGGUGACCGGCCCGCUUCCAAAGCAGCCAGUGUGAAGGGAGAAGAGAAAAAGGAGGAGGAUGCAGAGGAAAAGAAAGGUUCUCGACCUCCUUCAGCAGAAAAAGCUGAAUCAGUGAAGGGAGAUGAUCAAAAGGAGGAAAAAGAAUCCGUCAAAGAUGAGGAUGUGGGAGAAACUUCUGCAGACGCAGCAGAGGAUACUGCAGCAGACGCCCAAGGUGAAGGAGAAACAGAAGACAAGAAAGAGGAAUCGCAGGAAGAAAAACAAGAGGAGGCCAAAGAAGAAGAAAAAGCUGAAGAGCAACAAGCAGAGGCUUUCGAGGAGAAAACAGAAGAAAAAACUGAGGAGAAAAUUGAGGAGACAAGUGAGGAGAAAACUGAGGAAACAAGUGAGGAGAAAACCGAGGAAAAAACUGAGGAGAAAGAGGAACAAAAAACUGAGGAAAAAGAGGAAGAAAAAACUGAGGAAAAAGAAGAAGAAAAAACUGAGGAAAAGGGUGCUGAGGAAAUCGAGCAGACGGAGGAGAAAAAAGAAGACGCAGCCUCAACGAAGGGUGAAGACGCUGGCGAGGCCUCUGAAGAUAAGAAGGAUGAGGAGGAUAAAAAGGAAGAUGACAAGAAAGAGGAGGAGGCAGCCAAGAAGGAUGACUAGGGAGAUAAGGUACGGUCUAGCUUCCUCAACCAACAGCAUUUCAUUUCGACUUUUGGAACACUCUCCUUAAAAAUCAAUCAAGACAUUUCAUGUCCGUAACAUCUUGAUGAGAGGACUAUAUGCAGACCAAUCAAAUUAUUCCAUCCAUAACAUUAGCUGUGAUCAACUUCACCGUCCUUGUCCUAUAAACUGGAAUCAUUUGAGUGCUUUAAGUUUAAAGUUACUGCUGUUACAUUUAAUACCGUCCAGAAUAUUCAUGUUACACUGAUAUUUUAUUAGACUUUACCUUGUUCUUUUGGUUUAAAGUCUGCCCCACCAAUCAUUUUCUCCCUAGUGGCAAAUGACUGUUUAAGGCCAGAAGGGAAACUCCACCAAUUCAAUGCCAUCAAAGAAUGAACUAGAAAUUUUGAUAUUACACUUUCCAUGGUUUGAAAAAUCUAGUUUUUUUACUUUUGGUCAUCUAAUGGUCCGUUUUGUCACAUUUAUGACCCUGUUGAUAGUUGAAGCUAUUUUCCUAUCAAAAAAUUCAAAGUAUACUUUCUUCAAAAUGAUGGUGAUAUUUCCUGUACAUAGGCAUUGUUGACAGUCAUGUAUGACUAGUACUUGCUUUGUCAAAGCCGUCCACUUUUGUUCUUAUACAUUGUAUACGAUUUAUUGUUUAUAAAUAAAUUUAUCAU
This is a messenger RNA of Lineus longissimus, 4059 nucleotides long. Its product is annotated as thioredoxin domain-containing protein 3 homolog. The transcript is spliced from 28 exons. The record is from RefSeq and is a predicted model, not a curated record. Gene Ontology annotation, molecular function: nucleoside diphosphate kinase activity. Gene Ontology annotation, biological process: UTP biosynthetic process; GTP biosynthetic process; CTP biosynthetic process. Bases 98 to 3382 code for a protein of 1094 amino acids. Lineage: Eukaryota; Metazoa; Nemertea; Pilidiophora; Heteronemertea; Lineidae.